CCGAACCUGCAGGCCCCGGCGUUAGUGGAGUUGGAGCAGUUACCGCCCUAAGGGCUGCAGCAGCUUCUACCCGUUUUCCCGCGCCUCGCAGGGCUUCUCCCAGUGGCGCUGCGGGUUCGGAGGGUCGGCCGGCAAGCACAGCAAAGUCAACAUCGAGGCAGCUGAGCUCCCAGAGGAAUGUCAAUCUGCCUGUCUUGAGGACUUGUCAAUGGCCUGUUUCUUAAAAGACAGAAGAAUGGAGGAAUCAGUGAACCAAAUGCAACCACUGAAUGAGAAGCAGAUAACCAAUUCCGAAGAUGGAUAUGUAUGGCAAGUCACUGAUAUGAAUCGACUACACCGGUUCUUAUGUUUUGGUUCUGAAGGUGGGACUUAUUAUAUCAAAGAACAAAAGUUGGGCCUUGAAAAUGCUGAAGCUUUAAUUAGAUUGAUUGAAGACGGCAGAGGAUGUGAAGUGAUACAGGAAAUAAAGUCAUUUAGUCAAGAAGGCAGAACGGCAAAGCAAGAGCCUAUGCUCUUCGCACUUGCCAUUUGUUCCCAGUGUUCCGACAUAAGCACAAAACAAGCGGCAUUCAAAGCUGUUUCUGAAGUUUGUCGCAUUCCUACACAUCUGUUUACUUUUAUCCAGUUUAAGAAAGAUCUAAAGGAAAGCAUGAAAUGUGGCAUGUGGGGUCGUGCCCUCCGGAAGGCUAUAGCAGACUGGUACAAUGAAAAGGGGGGCAUGGCCCUUGCUCUGGCAGUUACAAAGUAUAAACAAAGAAAUGGCUGGUCUCACAAAGAUCUAUUAAGAUUGUCACAUCUUAAACCUUCCAAUGAAGGACUUGCUGUUGUAACCAAAUAUAUUACAAAGGGCUGGAAAGAAGUCCAUGAAUUGUAUAAAGAAAAAGCACUUUCUGUGGAGACUGAAAAAUUAUUAAAGUAUCUGGAGGCUGUAGAGAAAGUGAAACGCACAAAAGAUGAACUGGAAGUCAUUCAUCUAAUAGAAGAACAUCGAUUAGUUAGGGAACAUCUUCUAACAAAUCAUUUAAAGUCUAAAGAGGUAUGGAAGGCUUUGUUACAAGAAAUGCCUCUUACUGCAUUACUAAGGAAUCUAGGAAAGAUGACUGCUAAUUCAGUGCUUGAACCAGGAAAUUCAGAAGUAUCUUUAGUAUGUGAAAAACUGUGUAAUGAAAAGCUGUUGAAAAAGGCUCGCAUACAUCCAUUUCAUGUUUUAAUUGCAUCAGAAACUUAUAAAACAGGUCAUGGGCUCAGAGGAAAACUGAAGUGGCUCCCUGAUGAAGAAAUUUUGAAAGCUCUGGAUACUGCUUUUUAUAAAACAUUUAAGACAGUGGAGCCUACUGGAAAGCGUUUCUUGCUGGCUGUCGACGUCAGUGCAUCGAUGAACCAAAGAGUUUUGGGCAGUGUGCUCAACGCUAGCACAGUUGCAGCAGCAAUGUGUAUGGUUGUCACACGAACAGAAAAAGAUUCUUAUGUAGUUGCUUUUUCAGAUGAAAUGGUACCUUGUCCAGUGACUACAGAUAUGACAUUACAACAGGUUUUAAUGGCUAUGAAUCAGAUCCCAGCAGGUGGAACUGAUUGCUCUCUUCCGAUGAUCUGGGCUCAAAUGACAAACACAGCUGCUGAUGUCUUCAUUGUCUUCACUGAUAAUGAGACCUUUGCUGGAAGUGUCCAUCCUGCUGUUGCUCUGAGGGAGUAUCGAAAGAAAAUGGACAUUCCAGCUAAAUUGAUUGUUUGUGGAAUGACAUCAAAUGGUUUUACCAUUGCAGACCCAGAUGAUAGAGGCAUGUUGGAUAUGUGUGGCUUUGAUACCGGAGCUCUGGAUGUAAUUCGAAAUUUCACAUUAGAUGUGAUUUAACCAUAAGCACCAGCAUGAUCUAAGAGGUCCAUUGCCAUCAGUGAUCUCGCUAAAAAUAUGUAGCUACUUCCCAGCUGAUCUUACUUAAUCCAGUGAUGAUAAGAUGAUAGUAUAGGAUGUGCGUAUGUUACCAAAAAACAAAAACAAAAAGGAAGGAAAAAUAAGAUGAGCCCAAAGUUCUGUCUACUAAACUAGCUCUUGGGAAAUAGCUUCAGCAUACACUGUAGCUCCUUCUGUCUAACAGAGAACUUCUUAUUGAUAGAUACCAUAAAAUAGUCAAACAGUUUUGCUGUGGUUAAUAAUUACAUUUAUAGUUAAAAGAAGUAAGAGCCAAAAGUGUAAGUAGUUCCACAUCAUGUCACUUGUUUGAGAAGUGCUUAAAAUUUUCUUCAAUGUUUGCAUUGGAAAAGGACAGCUUUGGUAAUGUCCAAAUACUCUGAAAUGCACUGGACCAUGUAACUGUGAUGGAAUAUGAAAUUCAUCUGUAAAUUUUUAUACCAAGGGGUUUUAAAAAAAAAAAAGACAUUUGAUUAAAUUAUGAGUGAGUUUUACAGAUUCCUUGGAGUUUUCUAAGAUCACAUAAAUAGCAGCUUUCAUACUCAAUGAAAAAGAUACUUUGAUUCUGAUAUUUUUACACUUGUAGGAUUGUUAACAUUAACAAGAAACAUGGUGGAGACCCCUGAGAAGAGACUAUAAAGUUUGUGUCAGGUGAGGGUCUAUCUGGUUUACGUUUUGUUUGUUUUGGUGCAUUUUAUUGGUGUGAGCAGGGCAUGACUUCACAAUUUUUGCUAAAAUGUAACAUAUCCACAUGUAAUCACACUUUUUUCUCACACUCUUAAAUGAAAAGGACAUACAAUGUUUUAAUCAUUUAACUCCCCCACUCAUAAAUCUGAAAGUAUGACCAUUAGACUCUCAACUAUAACCAGAUUAGCUUUUUCCUUUAAAAUAAAUAUUAUUCUAAUUACCUUUAUUUUUUUAGCCAAUUGUAAAUGGGUUUUAGAUAUUUCCUAAUUGUAAACAUGUCAGUGACAUAUCUUUUUGUCCAUUCAUUUGUGACAAAACAUUGUUUUUUGAUAGUAUAAAAAAAAUAAUAAAGCAAGCUAGGUCUUUCAGGUUUGAAAGUCAACUUUUGAGUAACAUUAUCUCUAGUCUAUAAGAAAAUUUUUUUCUAUUUUAUUUGUGUAUAAACCUUUUCACUACACGAAAGUGCAUUAUUUUCUUAAGCAAAUGUCCCUUCUUUCUGGGGUGGUUUAACCUAUUGAAAUGCCAAUAUCUCUGCUCAUAAUUAUAUCAUGGUUGUUUAAGAGAACAUAAAACUUCAAUAUUUAUGUACUUUUCAUAAUAAUGAUUUAUUGAGGAUUUAUAAUGCUCUUCUCACUGUCAUGGGAAAGUCAGACUAGUAAAUGUAAAUUAUGGCCUUUUGUGUACUUAGGAAUUACAGGUUUUGUUUGGAGUACCAAGGGGAAACUUUAGUAGUGUUAGAAUUUGUGAAGAGAUCUUCUGUUUUAUAAGAAAUUUGGGCUCUGGAAGUGACAAGAAAAUGGUCCCUUUCAAACUUACUUGACAUACUAAUGCUGGCUCUAUUACGUAGCCAUUCCGCUGGUAGCAGUUUGCAAGUAUGAUUUAUCUGAGAUUUUUUUUGGUCAGCAAAGUAGUGCACACACCCCACCACCACCUCUAUACUUUGCUUCUGGUGUCACUCUGCCAAGCAUUGGAUGUAAGGUGUUAGCUACAUUUGAUACAUUAAAAUAUAUGUUCAGAUUGAAUUUAAAGUUUAAAGAGCCUAUUAUAUAAUAGUAUUUGGAGUUUCAAAGUAAACCCAAGAUCUUAAAUUAAAAAUGACAACAUGAUCUAACUUUAUUCCUAAUAGAAAUGUUAACUGGAAUAAAGCAUAAAAGUUUCUUUCCUUCAGUUAUGUACUGGUCAUAUAGUGCUUCUAGGUGUUCACAAGCUAACAGUAAUAUUCAGUCCAUCAGAGAAGAUUAGAUGUCACUUUUUUGAAAUAUUUAGAUACAUACAAUUAACUGGAUUAGGAUAAGAUUUAGGGAAGAAAAAAAAUAUAAAGGAGGCCAUUAUAGAAGGUAACUUUAUUUUCAAAUCAUGAAGUUUUAGAGCUGGAAGAAACCUUAGAAAUUUUUAAAAGUUAAUUUUUAUCUGUAGCCUAGGGAUCCAAGGUCUAAGAGAGUAUGGCUUUGGAGCACUAAAUCUAGCAGUCUGGGCUCUUCAUUCCCAUUCCAGAAUUCAUCUCCCUACAAAAUGGGUGACAUAAAAUUAUUCAAGACUUUUAUCUUUUUAGGUAUUAGGAAAUAAUGUAUAUACAUGAUUGGUUUAGUAGUAGAAACACAAAUUGUGAACAUGUAUACUUUUAUAGGUCAUAGUAACUCUCAAGCACAAUUAAUGUCUUAAUAACUUGUGUUGCUAUAUAUAACAUAGUCCUAUAGAAAAAAAUUUAAAACUUUACCUCAUUAUGAGUAAAAUGUACUCAAGUGAUAAAGAAGUUUUAUUUUCUGAAUUACUUUUAGGAUUAUUGCUACAUUAACAUUUAUGGAAAUGUUGCUUUUAAAAUAAAUCAAUCCUAAGAAAAACAACUAAACUUUAUUUCCUAGAAAAUAUGUAAAUAUUUUCAGGAUAUAGUUGUAAUUAGUGAAACUAAAACUAAUCUUAAAAUCCUACCAUUCCUUAUUAGUUGAAACCUCCUGAAAAUUCCAUUAACACUAUUAUAUAUUAUUUAGUUUAGUUUUAUGGGAACAUUAGUGAGGAAGAUGCCAGUGAGUGGAAUUUAGUGUUACCUCUUUAGAACCUCUUGCUUUAUCUAACUUACUAUGUGAAUGUAGACAACCAAUUUAACUUACCAAUUUUGUUAUCUUUAAAAUGUAACCUAGAUGAUGAUUGGAUCUUAGAAGAAUCAACUAUUUAAUAUCUAUAUAGAAGUUUAAAUUAGGAGGAGGGCUUGCAAUACAAAUUAGAAAUUUUUUUAAUUAAAAGCAUUCUUCACAGGAGUUAACAUAUUUUGAACAAAUGUUUAGAAAAAUAUUCAGUAGGCUCAGUAAUUUGUCAUUUUAACAAAUUUCCUGUUCUGAAUGGGAAAAUGUGAAAGAAAAACGUUUAUUAUAGUGAAGGUGAGUGUUGACUAAGAAGUCAGUAUUCUCUGGUCAAGAGAAAGGAACAUAUUCCGAGUCUCAGAUCCGCCUGGAUAGACCUAGAAGAACAAACUUAUAGUCUAAGUGAAGAAACUAUUAAUAAGCAUUUGAUUAAUCUUUUAACAGGUAAAUCCACAAAUGAUAGAAUAUAAUUUCGUCAGGCUUUUCCCCUCAUUUUAUGAGAUUUUGCAGAAAUAAUAUAAGAUCGUUCUGGAAAUUUAAGGCACAAUUCCUGAAUGAGUCAGAGGAUCUGACAUUUCAGUGCAGAACAUUUUUAAAAGUACAUCUAAACCGUAAUUGAAGGGAAAUCACUGUGAUCACUUACUGGAAGUGCCGUAUUUGACCUAAAGAUCUCAUACCCACAAAGAAAAAUGUCUUAAAAAGUGAUGCCCUUACAGUAAGUUACCAAAAAUGAAUUUCUCUUCUUGUAUACCACAGGUUUGGGGUGACUGGUUAAGGCAGUAUCCUCUCUAGAGAAAUGUCAUACGAGCUCAUGGUAAACAUACACAAGGAAGAAUUAGAAAGAAAAAAAAAGAUAACACUAUGAAUUUAGUUGUAUUUACUGUACAGAUUUUAUUUAGUAUUUUCCUAUUAUCUGCUCCCUAAUCUUAUUUGUUGGAAAAUUACUUUUAUACCUCAUUUUUUUCUUUUAAAAUUACUUUAUUCUCACAUUUGUGUCCUCUGUUUCUCAUCCUGCUCUCACCUGGGUAAUAAAAUGAAUGACACAAAAAUCACACAUAGUUAGGUUUGGGAUGAAUCUUUUUGCAGAUCUCCAUUUGCUCAAUAUAGAUUUAAGAUCAUAUUUUUUCAAAUUAAUAAUGGGCAGGUCUUUAGGAACAAUAAUUGGAUUAGUAUGUUUUCUCCCCAAAUCAAGUUACAUUGUAUAUCCUUUGUGUUAGAUGUUUGCAGAAAUUUUGUGGCCUUUGGGUAAGAUUAUUCAGCCAUUGUUUGCAAUUAUAGAUCUAAUUUGCUCUUAGAAAAAUAAUUAACUGAAUACUCUGAGCACAUCUCCAUGCUCAUAUUUCCAUAUAAUGAUCACUUUCAAAUCUUUCAUCUAAGUACUUCACUGAGCUUAUAUAUACAUCUUUUGUAGCAUAAAAGAUCUUGUAAAUAACUUGUAUUCACAUUUAACAUUUCUUUAAUUGGUAAGUGUAUUUGCUUUUGAAAAAUUAGGAAGUUAAUUUAAAAUUCUAUGGUAAUAUUUUUUCAUGUAGAAAUUUAAUGUAGUUAAGCAUACUGUUUGAAUAAAAUUAUAAUGUGACACAUUUUCCUAAACCCUGAAAGUGUCAAAUUAUAUUGGAAAUUGGUAGAAAAAUAAACUGAAGGAGUUACAUUGCAACAUCCUAUUACUACAAUUAAGGCAUUUAUUUUCAAUGAUUAUGAAUUUUGUAAAUACAAUGGAAAUACACAAGAGCUGUUUCUGAGCCUAAAGAGAUUUUUCCCUUUGCUUCUAUUUAAUUUAGCACCACCAUGUAUCAUAUUAACUUUAUGAACACAAUUGAUACUUAAUUUUAAAAUAUAUUUAGAUUUCUGUACUUUUAGAAGUUCAGUAAGAAAACUGAACAAAACAAAUGGUAAGUUAACUACAUUUCUGCUGGUUUCACUUAAUGAACACUUGGAUGGUUGAGGUAGUAAAUGAGGUAAAACCUUGCUAUUUUAUGUAUUAUUACCACAUAAAAUUGAUGAAUAUUGAAACUUAUGUUUAGAAUACUUAUUAGGCUUUAUUUGCAAUGUAAACUUUAGAAUCUAUAUACAGCCAAAUUAAGUUUAAAAUAUUAUACAAUGAAUAGUAAUCAAAAAUGUUUCUGUUGCUCUAUUAUUUUAAAUAUGGACUAUACAUAAUGUGUCUUGGUAUGACUAAACAAAGCUUUUGUAAUGCAUUUGAGUUACAUUUUCUAACUUUAUUGCCAGCUUCUGAUAAUGAAGAAAUUCUCCAAAGGGAUUGAAAUCCUCUUUUUAAAAAAAAUUGGUUGGGGGAAGGGUGUUAUAAUCUAGUUCGAAACUGUCCAUUUGCUUUAUAUAAAGGCUUUGAUUUCCAUAAAUGACCACUUACUAUUUAAAUUACACAGAAUAAUGCCUGCAUAGAAUAACAUUUAAGUAUGUAAGAGCCUUAAAGUGAAAAAAAUGAAUCUUGUGACUGCCUUAAAAUAUGACUAGCUCUCCAACAGGCAUAUUAGUUACUUUCCAUAGGGUCUGUUCAUUAAGUAAUGCCUUAAUAGUGUUAGUGUUUCUGAAGUACAGGAACUCUGAGGGUCUUUAGAGCUUUCAUUGCAUAAUGAAUGGAAAUUUAACGGUUGAGUUUCAUAACCUGAUUGUACAUUAGUAGUUUAAGCACCUAUUAAUAGGAUAAUCUGGGUACACUGAUAAGUUCUACAUACAUGACUGUUAACAUCACUAAUAUUUUGUGGUAGUUUAAGGUUUUUUAUUGUUUGGUAUAACAAACUAUCCAAGAAGCUGGACUUUAUGUAACAUAAUCUCCAAGGACCAAGCUGCAUAUUUAAACACCAUGAAUGAAAAAUACAGAUGUACAGUUUCAAAAAUGAUUAAUUUUUUGAGGGAAUUUUUGAAAACAAAAGGCAAAUACUGUUUCAAGCCUAUAAGCAAAUUCAUUCAAAGAAGUGAAUACAGUUGUAAAACAUUGCAAUUGUUGCAAUAAAGAGUAUCCAGGCCAGUGAUUUGUUUAAUUACAUUCACAUUUUUACAUUCACUUUGCCUUUCAAACCAGGAAUAUUUUAUAAAAUUGAAAGAAAACUUUAAAUUGUCAAGCUGGUGCUUAAGGAUACAAAGUUUGAUUUAUACAAGUUUCAUUUCAAAGGAAGGGACCCUGGAAAGGGGGGUGGGAGGGUUCUUAGCUCUGUUGAUAAACUUACUGAUGCUUUGUUGAGUCUUCCAAGUUUUCACUGUAAAUAAUAUACCUAACAAUGUAAUUUUGCUGUUUUUCUGAUACAAAAUGGAUGAAAUACUAAAGAAUUAAAUUUAUUUCAUGAUAAAAGUUUUCACCAAUACUGUGAAA
Molecule: messenger RNA, 8005 nt
Organism: Acinonyx jubatus (cheetah)
Lineage: Eukaryota; Metazoa; Chordata; Mammalia; Carnivora; Felidae
Gene: RO60
Product: Ro60, Y RNA binding protein
Exons: 10
Coding region: 209-1852 (547 amino acids)
Cellular component (GO): ribonucleoprotein complex
Molecular function (GO): RNA binding
Source: RefSeq, a predicted model, not a curated record